AUGGCAAAGCCUGUCAGUCUGAAGCGCAGGUUCCAGGACGAAGAUGGAAGUCACAUCGAACUGAGCGGUCAGGAGCUGGCACACUCGGGAUCCGAAGGAGAUGCCCAAAAGAAGACAGAUGAACUGGCGAAGGCUAUCGCUGAAGAGCACAUGCACGAGGUACCUGACAUUGACAAACCUUUUGUUGGCGCACAGCCAAAGCUGCUGAAGAUGCCAAGAAUAGCUGAUGACGAUGAGAGUUUUCGGGCAACGCGAGUUGCCUGCCAAGCGAUUUCCUCCUCCAUCGCCAGCGCGGAGGGUGUCGUGCUCGUGUUCGCUCAGGAUGCUUCGAGCUCCAGCGAUUGCAAGAGCCUGCUGGAGUUCUGUUCGGAUUCUAAGGAGGCCAUUGAGAAGGCUACGGUGCACGUCGCGCCCGCGGCAGACUGGCAACACGUGUUGCCAGCUGCGCAGAGUAAGUUCGAGCCUAUCCCCCUAGCUGCGGACGGCAAAAGGCUGCUCAUCUAUGUAGGCACGCCGGGAAAGUACGCGACAAUGUGCCUUCGGUCAGAUCAUGGUCAGUUCGAUGCCGCCUAUCAGGCAGAUCGGCUCGUUGUCCUCUGCAAGGGAGUGUGCAUGCUUCCGAUCGGCACCCAAGAGCAGAACAUCAUAGGCAUCAACGAGAAAGAGGUCCUCAAAUCAAUCUGCCAUCAAUUGAAGGAGAAAGGACCCGUUGCUUGGGGUCUUGGACCCGGAACCAAGACCAUGUUCCUGCAAAAGGCCUUUGGGUAUCCACAGGCUUUGUCGAUGCCUUCGCCCAUGACUUUUGCAAAAGAGAGGACUGGAGGUUUCAAGUGCUUGGCAGACUAUGUCAAGUUCAUCAACUGCGUUAAGAUGGCAAAGCCAGAGAUGACAGUGAAAAACUUCUACGACACAGGCCUGACAGUAUCCGUCCUCAUGGCCACAGUUGUCUCGGAGGGCACAUCUCUUCUGACCGAUGGCGACGGUUUGGCUAUGCUGCGUGAUGCCAGUAUUGGUCACAUCAUGUCUAAGCUGAACCAGGUGAUUACGGUGGAGCAGCUCGCUAAGAAGAAGAGUGUCUAUAACUUUUUCAUCGGAGAUGGAGCUUGCCGACUGAAUGGGGGGACCGAGCUGACAUUGCACCUGAUGGAAGGCAAGUCCGCAGAUUCUUUUACCACCGUCUUCUUGUUCAACAACAAGGCCUGGGCCAUUGAGGACAACUUGGUAGCCACAAAAGAGCAAGAACACGUGCUCUACAACACGCAGUUCUAUGAUGUUGUUGCAGAGCAUCAGCGCAUUUGCAUCUGCGAGACUGAGCAGGACUUGCGCGAGAUCCUCGUGCACCUUAGCGAGAAGACUGUGAAGUAUCUAGCUGGACAAGCCAAGCCGGGCAUGCAUAUGGUUGUGGUACGCGGCCUGAAAAUGAACUUGCCCCCGGUCAUCGGCGACAUUGAGCCCAUCAAAGCAUCAAAGGAGAUGCAGUUCAUGCGAGAAGUUCUUGGGGUGUUUGCAAAGGGUUGCGAGAACCGCGUUCCCCUCUACGGAUGCUCCGCGUUUGAGUACAUCCAGUAUCUGCACAUCUUCCUGGAACAAAUGCCGGAAGGCAAGCAUUACCAGUACAUCUGUGGCCGGACGGACAUCCAGGCGGCGCACAUGAUGGGCUUCCAGCAGCCUGAAGGCAAGUGCGUGCUAUUCAUCAACGACGUCUAUGGCGUGAACUCCCUCGGAGAAAGCUUGCGCUUUGUGCUGAGUGGCUUUGGUGGUCGGCAAGUGCUUGUGAUGGUGUGGCAUCCGUCAGUUCUAAAGGUGAUUGACAACUUCCACUUGCAUCGGCCGCCCAUGGUUUGGCCAUCCCUGGGCCCUCAGUUAGCGCGGUAUUACGUCCGGAAGGAGUCCGACGCUUUUUUCGCUGACUUUGAGGGGGAGUCUCGAUCCACGGAGCGAGUGAAGAAGGCCAUUGAAGCCGGCACGCCCCUGGUUAUGGUAAACGUCAUGCCGCAGCAGGAGUGCAACUAUGUACAGCUCGACGCCCGCAUCAAGGUCAAGGACUGA
Messenger RNA from Symbiodinium pilosum, 2049 nucleotides. Lineage: Eukaryota; Dinophyceae; Suessiales; Symbiodiniaceae. The record is from the annotation of a GenBank genome assembly.